Molecule: messenger RNA, 4983 nt
Organism: Xiphias gladius (swordfish)
Lineage: Eukaryota; Metazoa; Chordata; Actinopteri; Istiophoriformes; Xiphiidae
Product: sodium-coupled neutral amino acid transporter 3-like
Exons: 17
Coding region: 544-2094 (516 amino acids)
Biological process (GO): L-glutamine transport; histidine transport; asparagine transport
Molecular function (GO): L-asparagine transmembrane transporter activity; L-histidine transmembrane transporter activity; L-glutamine transmembrane transporter activity
Source: RefSeq, a predicted model, not a curated record
AAAACAAAACAAAACGCACAUGCUUUGCGUGCAGAUAUGACACUGGUGUGUUUAACGUCAUGUCCGUAUUUAACUCGUUUCACUGAAAGUUUGAGGCUUGUGAAAUAAUAUUUAAAAACCCUGGAGAUAGUGUGCUCUUUUUCUUUUUUCCACCGCAUAGGGAUAUGGCAGCACAGGGGGGAAAGAACGAAAACACAUGUGUAGCCUAUAUGAUCACAUGGCACAUCGUAGUGGGACACACGGCUUUGUUUCCUAUUAGGGAGUGAUCGAUCACGAUCGAUCCGGCGUGGUGCUUGGUGCCCCCCGCAGUGAGCGCCAAGUCCAGAUGUCACGACCAUGUGCUUCGAGGAGUCAGUGACAGAUCGCUGCUCGUCUAUUGUCCGUGCGACCCUCGUCGGGUCUUUGAGUCUCUCUCAACGCGCGUCGGACGAGCCCGGACGCCAAAGUCGCGCUGGCAACAGGGAUUCAAGACACUGAGCGACUUUAAAAGAUCAACUUCGCUGAACACAUACGAACCAAAAAGAAUCUGUUACAACUUGGAUCAUGGAACCUGCCCAGUCAGAGAUGAACAUCUUAUCCAACGGGAAAAGCCAUGACCUCGGAGAUGACAUGGGAAUGCCAAUGAAGACGUUGCUGGAGGAGGAUCAAAAUGGCACUCAAACAGUCAGAUUUGAUGAUCCCGACGAAGGACUGGAGAAUGAGGAAUUUUUGCCCAGUGCAGGUGGAAAGAAACCUAUACGCUUCACAGAUUUUGAAGGAAAGACCUCUUUUGGCAUGUCUGUCUUCAACCUGGGUAAUGCUAUUAUGGGCAGUGGAAUCCUGGGUUUGGCAUACGCCAUGGCCAACACUGGCAUACUCCUCUUCUUGUUUCUUCUGACUGCAGUAGCAGCCCUGUCAUCUUACUCCAUUCAUCUGCUGCUCAAAUCCUCUGGCAUUGUGGGAAUUCGAGCUUACGAACAGCUGGGGUACAGAGCCUUUGGCACUCCUGGAAAAAUGGCUGCUGGUAUAGCAAUUACCCUGCAGAAUAUUGGAGCUAUGUCCAGCUACCUGUACAUUGUUAAAUCUGAGUUACCGCUGGUCAUCCAAGCUUUCCUGAAGGCAGAUCCCAACUCCGAUCUGUGGUACUUGAAUGGAAACUACCUGGUCAUCAUGGUCUCUGCCAGUAUCAUCCUGCCCCUGGCUUUAAUGAAGCAACUUGGUUACCUCGGCUAUACCAGUGGAUUUUCUCUCAGCUGCAUGGUGUUCUUUCUCACCGCAGUUAUCUAUAAGAAGUUUCAGAUUCCCUGCCCGUUCGAGGAGUACUCAGCCAACAGUACUGCUGCCCACCUCAGCAUGAACGUCUCAAGCCACGACCACGAGUACACCAAUGGUCUUGCUCCCACGGACGACGAUGACCCCCACUGCUCCGCACGCAUGUUCACCAUCAACUCACAGACAGCAUACACCAUCCCCAUCUUGGCUUUCGCCUUUGUGUGCCACCCUGAGGUCCUGCCUAUUUACACAGAGCUCCGCAAUGCAACAAAGAAGAAGAUGCAGAAGGUGUCCAACAUCUCCAUCUUUGUGAUGUACAGCAUGUACUUUCUAGCAGCUCUCUUUGGCUACCUGACCUUUUAUGACAAUGUGGAGCCUGAACUGUUGCACACUUACAGCCGGAUUGAUCCUUAUGACACUUUGAUCCUGUGUGUGCGAGUAGCUGUCCUCACUGCUGUCACGCUGACCGUCCCUAUUGUGUUGUUCCCCGUGCGUAGGGCCAUCCAGCAGAUGUUAUUCCCCACCAAGUCUUUCAACUGGUUGCGUCACAUUGCCAUUGCUCUUAUUCUGCUCACCCUCAUCAACCUGCUGGUGAUAUUUGCUCCAAACAUUCUGGGAAUUUUCGGCAUCAUUGGUGCGACAUCGGCUCCCUGCCUCAUUUUCAUCUUCCCUGCUGUUUUCUACAUCCGCAUUGUCCCCAAAGAUGAGGAGCCCAUGAGCUCCACUCCUAAGAUACUGGCUGUCUGUUUUGCUGCUUUGGGUGUCUCCUUCAUGGUAAUGAGUCUGAGCUUCAUAUUCAUCGACUGGACAAUGGGGAGUAGCCAUGCUGCAGGAGGCCAUUAGAGGCUGCUUCAAAGUGUGUGGGCUUAGGAAACGGGGAAAAAGAACUGGUCAAUGUAAAGGGAGCACUGACAAGUUAGUGGGAACACACUACAGGGCUUCCCAGCACAUAGCCUGGGGUUUGUGACAGUAAAAAAAUUAUACAAUAUCCUACGUGGGUUGGAAACACACUUGGCUCGAUCAAGUUGAAUUAACUUUGACUUUAACUUAACACAUAUCUGAACAAAAUCAUUUCAUAACAAUGUUCAAAAAUUCAAUCUAACAUAGUGCAAUGGUAAUGUGAUUGAUAGGAAUGAUCAGGACUGAACAGGGUCUGUUUUUUAAUCACCACCUGUUUGUGUGACACAGUCCACAUCUACGAGGGUGAAAUGGUCCUUUCCUGUUGCUUCCUCUUUAUUUACACACAAACAGCUGCAGCUGGUACUGUAUAGGAAAGGUUGGUAUGAUUAUCUUUUAGGCUGGAGACGGGAAGGCAUCAAGAUAUACACAAGAGACAGCUAAAUAACUCGGAAGUUAUUCUUACACAAUUAUAAAAAUAGGACUCUUCCUUAACCAGCAGCACUCUGAACUGUUCAUCAUCGUGUAACAUAAGACAAGGAGUGCUUUAAAGCCUUAAAGCGCAGGCGACAUUUCAUUUUCAUGAUUGUUAAAUGCCAGAGUCGUUAUGUAAUGCAGUAUCAUGCAGUGUAAGCUUUCGUUCUAUAUGCAUAAAACAGCAAUUUCUUCACAAACCCUGGUGCCUUUCAGCAUUUGGAACAGCACAAAAACAUAUAGUAAAAACAGGAGUGUAUAUUUAUUUAGCUACUAUAGCUGUAUUUUUAAUUUCAAAUGGACUAUAUUUAACUACUGUAUAUGAUGAAGUUGAUGAUCCAAAAAUAUUAUGAAUGAUUUCAAUAUUUGUUUUAGCGUAGUAUUUAGUUAAUGGAAGGUGUUACAGACUGACAAUACUUUAAAUGUUUGAUAAAAUAAAAAGUGAUUGAUUUAAGGAUUUGAUACCUCCCUUUGUAAAAAAUUUAGCACAUGGAUGCCAAACUAUGACCUUGAAUAUAAACCAAUUACAGUUCAAGUUUACCCCAACAGUUCACCUUUGAGUCUAGCUCAGCAGCAAAUCUGCUUAGCUCAUUUGAUAUUUUGGGAAAUACACUUAAUUUUCUUUCUUCCUGAGGGUUAGAUGAGAGAUUGAUUCCACCCUCAUAUCUGUGCGUAAUAUACAACUAAAGUCAGGAUACGCUUAGCUUAUCUUAGCAUAAGGACUAGGCGCAGGGGUAAAAAAAAAAAAAAAAAUCAGCCAACUAGCACCUCUUAAGUUCACUAAUUUACACUUUAUAUCUUGUUUAUUAAACCCGUAGUCUCACAACCAGCAGAGACUCCAGAAAGUGACCGUGCCCAGCCGAGAAAUAGUCUAGUACAUAACCCUCCAUAAGAACACAAAUUAAGUGAAUGAAACCAAAACAAUCUUGGCAAGAUUUCACUUACCCACAAGGGGAAGAAUGAAAAUAUGGUUCUUUUUUAUAUAUAUAUUUAUAAUUUGGGUGACCCCACCCUUUAAUUUGAACUCUGUGGGUUUGAACAAAGCUCGGCCAAGCAACGUGAAUUUGUGAAGACAAACCCGCUGGUGGGUCUGGCAGAGUUUAUCAAGUUAAUUUUAUUAAUUUGAAGAUGUAUUAAUCUUUUGUGGUUCUGCUGCAACGUCUUUGCUGAAAUGGAUUGUAGUACUUAGAUCUGCUUUCACAUUAGUUGAAUAUUUAGACUUGAGGUUAAUGUUUUGCAUGUUGUCAUGUCCAGUCUGUCCUGUAGUUUGUAUGGUGAACUGCACAGUAAAAAAAAGAUUUUCCUUCCCACACUGUCAUACAUAGAUGUUAUUGCAAUACUGUAGAUUUAGCAUCUUAUAGUGACACGUAUUGAAGUCCCAUUCUGUGCUACUGUUAUUGUAGUGUUGUAUUAGUAUUAUGAAGCCCUUCUUAGAAGAUGUGACAACAAAUAAUGUUUCAAACAUUGCUGUUGUGAUGUUCAGUCAAUGAUGACACAUGAAAUUUGAGGUUAAUUGAGGGACAUGGAUAAAUACUUAUUAUUACCAUAUUAGCACUGACAAACUGAGUUCACAUAUGAGUUCGCUUUUUACAGAGUACAGGAGAAUUUCUUUAUAUAGAAAUAUAUAUCACAAAUGAACUUCCUAAAAAUUAAGUUUUAAAACAAUGCACAGUUUUGAACUUACACCACUCAGAGAAAUGUUACGACAAAUACCUGGUGCUUGUAACCAAAGAUGGUUUUAUAUUGUAUCACAACUCUCAGGCUUCGGAAAAGUCCUGUGUAAAUCAUCUUUUCUCUCAUUUUAUUUAUGUGUUCCUCUAUUUUGUGUUUGUUUAGCAGUCCUGAUCCUGACCAAGGUGUUUUUACAGACUAAUUAUUAACAAUGGCGGGAGAAAUAUUCAGUGUGUUUAUUGACCUCCGUCCCUUGCUUCUCCAUGUGUAUUUGCAUUGGCUGUUGUGGUGUAAAUGAAGGAUUAGUUUUGUCAUGUUUAGUGAACAGGUUUUUUAUUCACUUUAAGGGAUCAUGCCAAAAUAAAAACUGCUAAUCUACUGCUUUGAAAUGCCUUUAACUUUUAAACAGGUACCACAGUUUAAAUACCAUACACAGAAUAUCAAAUAUGCAUUGUUCAUGUACCUAAACAAAUCUAUAUGAUAUUUUAUUAUAGCUGUUAUUCAAGAUGUAAAUCUAUGACAUAGCACAACAAUAAGUACAUAGAAAGGUAUAUGACUUUUGGUGACUAAGAAGUGGCUUUAUAUAAAUAAUGUACAUAAAUGUAAACCUUUUAUAUUUGUGAUGCAUAUUUACAGUAGCUUGUAAAGUGUAAAUAGUGGGGACAGUUUUAGUUUGGCAAUAAAAUCAUU